AUGGAGAGGAGAACACGACAACCCGUGAUAAUGGGCGCCACCCCAUUCCAGCGAUCUAUCCUCGAAGUCCGGUUGCCGAAACACUUCGACAAACCAACGGACAUGAGGUACGACGGAACCCAAGACCCUCUAGAACACCUCACGGCCUUUGAGGCCAGGAUGAAUCUGGAGGGGGUAGGGGACGAGGUAAGAUGUCGCGCCUUCCCGGUAACCUUAGCGGGACCCGCGAUCAGGUGGUUUAACGGCCUUCCGCAGGGGUCCAUCCACAGCUUCUCGGAUAUCAGCCGUGCAUUCCUAGCCCAAUUUACAACGCGAAUAGCAAAGGCGAAACACCCGAUCAACCUUCUGGGGGUUACCCAAAGACAGGGAGAGCCGACAAGGAGGUACCUAGAUCGUUUCAACGACGAAUGCCUUGAAAUCGACGGCUUGACCGAUUCGGUGGCCAGCCUUUGCUUAACAAAUGGCCUCCUCAACGAGAACUUCCGGAAACACCUUACCACGAAGCCCGUCUGGACGAUGCACGAGAUCCAGACGGUAGCCAAAGAGUACAUAAACGAUGAGGAAGUCAGUCGAGUCGUGGCUGCCAACAAACGGCAGUCCGGCUACAAUCAACCGCGGCAACACGGGAACGGGGACAGGCCAAAGGAGCGAACCAGGGAAGAGGCGCCAAACAAGACGCUGAGGACAUUCCCCCGAGUCGGGAAAUUCACCAACUACACCCCCCUCGCGCUCCCUAUCGUGGAAGUGUACCAACAAAUAGCAGAGAAAGGAAUCCUGCCGAAAGCCCGACCGCUCAAGGACCGCACCGGAGGGAACAAAAACCUCUAUUGCGACUACCACAAAGGCUACGGUCACCUGACGCAGGAUUGUUUUGACCUAAAGGACGCACUCGAACAAGCAAUAAGAGAAGGCAAACUAGCAGCAUUCUCCCACCUUAUCAGGGAGCCAAGGAGACGUUAUCGCGACGAAGAUGAGGAAGGCAAGAUCCGUUCGGCCAAGCGACGGCCAGAGCCGGAAGGCGGAGAUCACGGCCUCACUGUGAUAAACGUAGUGACGGCCAAAAACGCUGCACCCAGAUCCAGAUCCGCACACAAGAAAGAUACAAAGAUACUGUCAAUUUCCUCCUCACCGAUGCGGAGUUCUAAGAAGCCCCCGCACAUCUCCUUCGGCCCGGAAGACCAAUGGUUCGACGACGCCCCGGAAAACCCACCCAUGGUCAUCACGGCCCGGGUGGGAAUCGGCCUCGUUAAACGCAUCCUCGUCGAUACAGGGGCGGACUCGAACAUCAUGUUCCGCAAUGUAUUCGACGCGCUAGGGCUCAAAGACGCCGAUCUGACGACUCACCAACACGGGGUCAUAGGGCUAGGGGAUCAUUUCAUUAAGCCGGACGGAGUGAUAUCCCUGCCAAUCUCAUUGGGACAACCUCAGGGUCGAAGGUCGGCGAUGGCCGAGUUCGUGAUCCUCCGAGACUCGACUGCCUAUAACAUCAUCUUGGGAAGGAAGACGAUCAACGACUUCGAGGCCGUAAUCAAUACAAAGCUGCUAGUUAUGAAGUUUGUUACCGACGACGGAUCUAUAGGAUCCGUAAGAGGAGACCUCGAGACGGCGGUCGCUUGCGACAAUGCCAGCCUCUCCUUAAGAAAGAAGUCUAAGGAGGCGUCCGGCGUAUUCCUGGCCGACCUAGAUGCCAGGGUAGACGACAGGCCCAGGCCGGAGCCAGAAGGAGAUCUAGAGAAGUUCAGGUUCGGCGACGAAGAGGAUAGAUUCACAUUCGUCAACAAGAACCUCCCGUGCGAGCUGAAGGAGCCCUUGGUCAAAAUGAUAAGAGCCAACAAAGACUUGUUCGCCUGGACACCGGCCGACAUGCCGGGCGUAGACCCAAAAAUCAUGUCGCAUCAUUUAGCCGUCAGGGCGGAAGCGCGUCCAGUGGCCCAACGUAGGAGGAAAAUGUCGGCAGAAAGGGCAGAGGAGGUGGCCAAGCAGACGGCCAGCCUCCUCGAGGCAGGCUUUAUACGAGAAGUAGACUACUCGACAUGGCUCUCGAACGUAGUCCUGGUGAAAAAACACAACGGCAAGUGGAGAAUGUGCGUAGACUACUCUGACCUCAACAAAGCUUGUCCGAAGGAUUGCUUCCCCCUCCCUAACAUAGACGCACUCGUCGACGCCGCGGCGGGAUAUCGGUACCUGAGCUUCAUGGACGCCUACUCCGGGAAGACAGUCGAAGUCUACGUAGACGACAUCCUUGCGAAGACGACAAGACCUGACGAUCUCUUAAACGAUCUGGCAAGUGUCUUUGCGUCUCUCCGACGACAUGGAAUGAGGCUGAACCCCCUCAAGUGUGCUUUCGCCAUGGAAGCAGGGAAAUUCCUUGGAUUCAUGAUAACCCAGAGAGGGGUGGAAGCCAACCCGGAGAAAUGCCAAGCCAUACUCCAGAUGAAGAGCCCGGGUGAUAUAAAGGACGUCCAAAGGUUAGCGGGACGGCUGGCCUCGCUGUCGCGGUUUCUCGGAGCAUCCGCAACAAAGGCCCUGCCAUUCUUCAACCUCAUGAAGAAAGGAAUAGCGUUCGAAUGGACACCCGCAUGCGAGGAAGCCUUUCAGCACUUUAAGGAAAUUCUGGCGGCACCCCCGGUCCUCGGAAAGCCAAAAGAUGGGGAACCGUUGUACCUUUAUCUCGCUAUAACAGGAGAAGCUCUGGCCGCGGUCUUGGUGUUAGAAGUAGGGAGGAAGCAGCAACCAGUCUACUUUGUCAGCAGGGCCCUGCAAGGGGCAGAAUUGAGGUAUAACAAAUUGGAAAAGCUAGCUCUGGCACUCCUGACCUCUUCGCGAAGGUUAAAGCAAUACUUCCAAAGUCACCAGAUUGUCGUGAGAACGGACCAAGGGAUCCGACAAGUGCUCCAAAAACCCGACUUGGCGGGAAGAAUGAUGACCUGGUCCAUUGAACUCUCCCAGUACGACAUACGAUACGAACCCCGGCAAGCCAUCAAGGCGCAGGCGAUGGCAGAUUUUUUGGUAGAAGUAGCGGGGGAUCCAACAGAAGACACGAACACACGGUGGAAGCUCCAUGUUGACGGAGCCUCCAACCAAGCGUUCGGGGGCGCCGGGAUCAUCCUGGAGAGCCCAGCCGGGGUCGUGUACGAACAGUCAAUCAAGUUCGAGUUCCCCGUCUCAAACAACCAAGCAGAAUAUGAAGCCCUUAUAGGAGGACUGGCCUUGGCAACAGAAGUUGGGGCAACGAGGUUAGAGAUAUGCAGCGACUCGCAGAUCGUCACCUCCCAAGUGAACGGGAGCUACCAAGCUAGGGACCCCCUACUGCAGAAAUACCUGGAAAAAGUCAAAGACUUGAGCCGGAAGUUUGAAGAAGUCACGAUCCAGCACGUUCCAAGAGAACGGAACACACGGGCAGAUCUCCUGUCGAAGUUGGCCAGCACCAAACCAGGAGAGGGCAACCGAUCUCUCAUCCAGGGGAAGAUGAAAGAGCCGGCGGUCACACUACAUCUCACAAAGCUAAACCCCUCCUGGCUGGACCCCAUCACCGACUUCUUAGAAAACGGCAAGCUCCCCGACAAUGAAAAAGACGCUAAGAAGCUAAGAAGGGAAGCUGCCAGAUAUGCCAUCAUCCAGGGUCAGCUGUUCAGAAAAGGGUUCAACCACCCCCUGCUGAAGUGUUUACACCCCGACCAGACGGAUUACGUCCUUAGGGAAGUCCAUGAAGGGUGUUGCGGCCACCACAUAGGAGGCAAGGCCCUAGCGAGGAAGUUAAUCCGAGCCGGAUACUAUUGGCCAUCAAUGAUGGUCGACUCCAUGGAAUUUGUCAGGAAGUGCGUCAAGUGCCAAGAAAAUGCCAACUUCCAUCGUGCGCCGGCCUCAGAACUCAGCUUGCUAACGUCCUCCCGACCAUUCUCCCAAUGGGGAGUCGACCUCUUAGGACCCUUUCCCGUAGGCCCGGGACAAGUCAAAUACCUUGUAGUUGCUGUUGACUACUACACGAAAUGGAUAGAAGCCGAACCGCUGGCCAUCGUCAUCUCGGACAAUGGGACACAGUUCACCGACAAGAAAUUCACAGAAUUCCUCGCCGGCCUGGGCAUAAAGCAGAGAUUCUCCUCGGUGGAACAUCCACAGACAAACGGCCAGGCCGAGUCCGCAAAUAAAAUCAUCCUGUUAGGGAUCAAGAAACGGUUGGACGGCAAAAAGGGCGCUUGGGCCGACGAGCUCGCCUCAGUCCUAUGGUCCUACCGAACAACAGAGCAGUCCUCCACUAAAGAAACGCCCUUUCGAUUAACGUACGGGACAGAUGCAGUGAUACCAGUAGAGAUCGGGGAACCGAGCCCACGACUACUUCUGAAGGGAAUAGAGAAAACUGUCGAAAAGGACCUGAUAGAAGAGACCAGGGAAAUGGCCCACCUGGCGGAGGCGGCACUAAAACAGAGAAUGGCUUUACGCUACAACGCCAAAGCGCUCAAAAGAAAGUUCGAAGAAAAUGACCUCGUUUUGAGGCGUAACGACAUCGGCCCAUCCACCCCUGGGGAAGGCAAGCUGGCGGCGAACUGGGAAGGACCGUACCGAAUCAAAGAGGUAAUAGGAAGAGGAGCGUACAAGCUAGAAAGACUUAACGGCAAAGAGGUCCCGAGGACAUGGAAUGCGGAUAACUUGAGAAGGUUUUAUUCCUAA
Molecule: messenger RNA, 4668 nt
Organism: Arachis stenosperma
Lineage: Eukaryota; Viridiplantae; Streptophyta; Magnoliopsida; Fabales; Fabaceae
Exons: 3
Coding region: 1-4668 (1555 amino acids)
Biological process (GO): DNA integration; proteolysis
Molecular function (GO): RNA-DNA hybrid ribonuclease activity; nucleic acid binding; aspartic-type endopeptidase activity
Source: RefSeq, a predicted model, not a curated record